AUGAGUGUGCACAACUUCACCACAUUUGGAAUUAGAAGACCAAAGAAUCACAUUCAAUCCCUAAAUUGUAAGCUAGAAACCCACUCUCAAAAUAUAGACAGAGUCAGUGCCAACAUGUUUGAUGGAGACCCACACUUCAUCAUAGCCGUACCGCAGAAAGAAGAUGCUCUUUGUUUCAAUAUUAAUGAGGAGCCCGGGGUAGUGUUAAAUUUGAUAAGAGAUCCAGUAACAGGUAUGACCGUCAAUGGACAGCUUAUUGGAGAUAAAAAGAGUAUCAACAAUGUAGGACCACAGAACACGUAUUUUGGAAAACUUGGGAUUGUAACUAUGAAUCGGAAUGCAAAGAAUGCCUUGACAAAAAUAGUGGAAGAUUUAAAGGAAGAAGAUCACUUCAAUAUCAUCCUGUUUGAAAGUUCAGUUUCAAAAUGGAAAGAUCACUUAAUUCAAGCUACUCCGGAGAAUGUGAAUCAAUCAAAGGAAUUUAUUAGCGAAAUAAAUGCAUGGGGAGGAACAAAUUUUAAUGAUGGUUUACUGACUGGCAUUGAAAUGCUAAAUAAAGCUCAUGAAACAAAAUCUGUACCUGAAAGAAGUGCCUCUUUAGUUAUCACCUUAUCUGAUGGGGAGGCCAAUGUAGGUGUAUCAAAUCCCAGAGAAAUUCAAGAAAAUGCUAAGAAUGCAACUAAAGGAAAACAUCCUAUAUACAAUCUUGGGUUUGGUUAUGAUGUCGACUAUGGAUUUUUAGAGAGAAUAGCAACAGAAAACAAUGGUGUGGCUCGCCGGAUCUAUGAAGACUCAGAUGCAGCCUUGCAAUUACAGGGUUUUUAUGAUGAAGUAGCCAAUCCUUUGCUUACUGAAGUGGAGUUAGGCUAUAAGGAAAAUGCCAUCUCAGAUUUGACUCAAAACAGUUUNGCUCUACAGAGAAUCAUUAAAACUGCCCAGAAUAUCACCGGUUUGACACUAAUAAUCAAACGAAAACGGAGCGUAGAGGUUUCGAUGGACAAUGGAGCAAAGUUUGUUGUUGUUCUACACCAAGUGUGGAAGAAACAUCCACUCCACCGAGAUUUCCUGGGAUUUUACAUGGCGGAUAGUCACAGAUUAUCUGAACAAACCCAUGGUUUACUAGGGCAAUUUUUCCACCCAAUCGACUUCGAUAUACUUGAGGUCCAUCCUGGAUUGGAUCCAGAAAAACCAGAUGCCACCAUGAUUGUGAAAAAUAAACAGCUGACAGUAACCAGGGGAUGGCAGAAGGAUUACAUAGCUGAUGUCCAGCAUGGCACCAAUAUCCCUUGCUGGUUUAUUCACAACAAUGGAGACGGCCUUAUUGAUGGCAAUCAUACAGACUACAUUGUUCCCAGCAUAUUUUGAAAUAAAAAAUAAUAAUUAAAAAGAGUGGGGAUGAUGAUGGUGGUGGUGGUGGUGCUGGUGGCGGUGAUGAUGAUGAUGAUGAUAAAAACAUUCAUGCUAUGGUAAGUGUUUGUGAUAAAAUAUGAAGAAAUAUUUUAAUAGUGGAGAUUUAAUUGUGUAUCCAAAUAACUGAAACUGAUUUAUUCAUAAUACAAUUUGUAUAACUUCUGCUGAGAUUUAAUUUCAAUAAAUUGGAAAACUUUGCCCA
Molecule: messenger RNA, 1612 nt
Organism: Thamnophis sirtalis
Lineage: Eukaryota; Metazoa; Chordata; Lepidosauria; Squamata; Natricidae
Source: RefSeq, a predicted model, not a curated record